Molecule: messenger RNA, 354 nt
Organism: Gadus chalcogrammus (walleye pollock)
Lineage: Eukaryota; Metazoa; Chordata; Actinopteri; Gadiformes; Gadidae
Gene: snorc
Product: secondary ossification center associated regulator of chondrocyte maturation
Exons: 3
Coding region: 1-354 (117 amino acids)
Biological process (GO): cartilage development
Source: RefSeq, a predicted model, not a curated record
AUGGCUCACGGCAGCGGCCUCUGCAGAUUCCUCCUGGUGCUUCUCGGCCUCUCGGUGGCGGCCACACGCGCAGAGACGAUCGGAGACUCGCUGCCCACCCUGCAGGGGGAGAACCAGGACACAAUGUCGGGGGACGUGCCCUAUGACGUCACCACGAAGGAGCCCAUCCAGGAAGUGACAGACUGCUGCUUCACCUACGACCACGAGGACUCCACCCACUCCCAGGCCGUGGAUCAGGUGGAAGGGGUCCUCGGGCUAGGGGCCAUCACAGCCAUCGUGAUCGCCGUCUUCCUCGGAGCUUCGGUCCUCCUGGCACUCAUUGUCAUCACCCUCCGAAAGUUCACCGCAUCAUAG